Molecule: messenger RNA, 1380 nt
Organism: Eimeria acervulina
Lineage: Eukaryota; Apicomplexa; Conoidasida; Eucoccidiorida; Eimeriidae
Exons: 1
Coding region: 1-1380 (459 amino acids)
Source: RefSeq, a predicted model, not a curated record
AUGUUUUUCUAUCGUUUUCCUCCCGCGUUUCCUUCCUUUAGGCGGCUGCUCUUGUACCUCUUCAUUGUUUAUCUUCUUCCUAAAGAUGUAUUAGCUUUAAAAGCCAAUAGGAGGAGCUCCCCUCCUUUAACAUCUCCUAAAGGGGUAGCCGAUGAAGAUAGCAAGAAAUCUUUUCGCGAUGAUUUGCUGCCUUCUUCGGACUCUGUUGACUCCUCUUCAUUUAUUCUUACUCAACACACUCACUUAGCAGCAACUACAGCAGCUGCAGCACCAUCUGCAGUAGCAUCAGCAACAACAGAAACAGCAAAAACAGCAGCAGCAGCAGAUGGAAAAGGAGCAGCAGCAGAAACAGCAAGAGCAGCAACAGCAGCAGCAGCAGCAGCAACAGCAGCAGGAAGGGGUAAUACGGCUCCUAAUGGUGCAUAUCAUUCUCUGAACGAGCUCUAUAGUUUUUCUACAGUGUAUAACAACCCAGCAGCUUCAUUAUCCUCAGAAGGAGAGGCAUCUCUGCAUGCAGCAGCAGACAAACUUCUUGCUGCUGAACAUUCACCCCCUCUUCAUUAUCCACCUGAUUGGAAUUCAACGCCUCCUGAAACUGAAGGACCUGGAGUAGGAGGUAUUAUAGACAGCGGCAGCAGCAGCGGCAGCAGCAGCAGCGGUGGUGGCAGCAGCAGCAGCGGCAGCAGCAGCAGCAGCGAUGGUGGCAGCAGCAGCAGCAGCGAUGGUGGCAGCAGCAGCACUGGUGGCAGCAACACUGCUAGCGACAGCAGCAGCAGCGUUGGCGGCGACAGUAUCAAUGCCGAUAUCGGCAGCGAAGACAGCAGCAACGGUAUGGGUGACAGCAGCGACAGCAGCGACAGCAGCAGCAGCAGCAACGGCGGCACAGCCGAGGACCCUACUUCUACUACGACUACAACAGCAGAACCAACGGAAGCAACAACAACUACCACUUGUAGCCCCAGCAGCAGCAGCAGCAGCAGCAGCAGCAAGGAAGCCUGCGAGCUACACGUAGGAGAUUUGCUUGUAGAUGCGCAGUACUUGUCAUCUGCUUGUUUAGAGGGGCCGAUAUAUCUUUAUAAAGAAGAUACACCUGAAAUAAGCUCUUCAGGGUUUUCUGUGAGGAGGAUGUUGUUUAAAAAUAUAGGAGAAGAUACAGUGCAUGUCUCUUUAAGAGUUAGUAGAGGCUCUGUUGUCUCCUUCACAUUUGAGGAAGUAGCAGUUAAUAAUAUGCUAACCAGCAGCAGCAGCAGCAGCAGCAGCAGCAGCAGCAGCACCAGCAGCAGCAGCAGGACAAAGGCGAAAGCGGAAGAGGCUAAACUUAUUUAUGCGCAGCUCAAUGAAUACCGAAACAACUACCCACAUGACGAUCGUAAACCCUAA